This is a messenger RNA of Candida albicans SC5314, 2964 nucleotides long. RefSeq names its product 6-phosphofructokinase subunit alpha (gene PFK1). Gene Ontology annotation, molecular function: ATP binding; identical protein binding; AMP binding. Gene Ontology annotation, biological process: canonical glycolysis; fructose 1,6-bisphosphate metabolic process; fructose 6-phosphate metabolic process. The coding region runs from base 1 to 2964 and encodes 987 amino acids. NCBI's taxonomy places the organism in Eukaryota, Fungi, Ascomycota, Pichiomycetes, Serinales, Debaryomycetaceae. The record is from RefSeq and is a predicted model, not a curated record. The transcript has a single exon. Gene Ontology annotation, cellular component: mitochondrion; cytoplasm; 6-phosphofructokinase complex.
AUGCCUAGCUCCUCCGACGCAAUCAAUAGGAUAAGUUACAUAUCCCUUGUCACCAGUGACAAUGACAAAUUCAACCAAACAUUCCAAUUCUACAGUCAAUUGGGAUUUAGAUUGACAAAAAGUUUCUCCAAAGUUUCAAGCUACGGAUCUGGAUUAGGUGCCAACCAUCCAGAAUUCCAAUUGGGUGUUUCUCAUGAUUCACUUAAAGAAGUUUGGUUAGAAUCUUACCCAUUACAAAAUGUCGACAGUAAUGGAAACCUUCGUCCUUGGCAAGAAAUGGAAGUUUAUGACGGUGAUAAUUGUGAAAGAUUAAAUGAAUCAACUGUGAUUAAAGUUAGAUUACUUGGCGAAACCCCUUUGAAGUCAAUUUCUCAAAAACAAUUUGUGUUUUUCACCACUCAAUUGAAUAAAAUUGAAAAAAUCUUGACCGAUGCAAAUGUCAAAUAUGGGAAAGUUGUUGAUAAUGUCAUUUUAGCUGAGGAUCCAUUAAGCAACAUUAUCAGUUUUUCCAAUACUCAAAAUGAAUUGUGUAAAACUAGAUUCCAAUCACCAGAAGAGUAUGUUGAAAAAACCACUGCAGAAAUAUUGGCUAAAAGAAAGAAAUCUCAAUUGGGUUCUAAAUUUGGUUCAUUUGAAGAAAUUUCACCAAGUGAAGUUGGCGGUGGUAAUGGUUUACGUAAAAAGAAAAUUGGGGUGAUGACAUCUGGUGGUGAUGCUCCUGGUAUGAAUCCAGCAGUUCGUGCUGUUGUUAGAGCCGGUAUUUAUUAUGGUUGUGAUGUUUAUGCCGUUUACGAAGGUUAUGAAGGGUUAGUUAAAGGAGGUGAUCUUUUAAAGAAGAUGGAGUGGAGUGAUGUUCGUUCUUAUAUGUCUCUUGGUGGUACUUCAAUUGGUACUGCUAGAUGUAAAGAAUUUAGAGAAAGAGCCGGAAGAUUACAAGGGGCAUACAAUAUGAUCAAGAAUGGUAUUGACGCAUUAGUUGUAUGUGGUGGUGACGGUUCAUUAACUGGUGCUGAUUUAUUUAGAAGCGAAUGGCCAUCACUUGUGAAGGAAUUAGUAGACACUGGAAAAUUAACUAAAGAAGAAGUUUCACCUUAUGAACAUCUUACCAUUGUUGGAUUGGUUGGUUCCAUUGAUAAUGAUAUGUCUGGUACCGAUGUUACCAUUGGUGCAUUCUCUGCCUUAGAAAGAAUCACAGAAAUGGUUGAUUAUAUUGGUGCCACUGCUGCUUCUCAUUCUCGUGCUUUUGUUGUUGAAGUCAUGGGUAGACAUUGUGGUUGGCUAGCAUUAUUGUCUGGUUUGGCCACUGGAGCUGAUUUUGUUUUCAUUCCUGAAAGACCACCUAAAGCCGGAUUAUGGAAAGAACAAUUGAAAGAAGUAUGUUUGAGACACAGAGAAUAUGGUAGAAGAAAAACCACCGUUAUUGUUGCCGAAGGGGCCAUUGAUGAUGAAUUGAACCCAAUCACUUCAGAAGAAGUCAAACAAGUUUUAGCUGAUUUAGGAUUGGACACCAGAAAUACCAUUUUGGGACAUGUUCAAAGAGGUGGUACUGCUGUUGCUUUUGACAGAAGAUUGGCUACUUUACAAGGGGUUGAAGCUGUUAAAGCAGUUUUGGAAAUGACACCAGACACACCAUCACCAAUGAUUGGUAUAUUGAAACACAAGAUUGUUAGAAUUCCAUUAGUUGAUGCUGUUAAACAAACUAAAGCUGUAGCUGAAGCCAUUAGCAACAAAGAUUUUGAUAAAGCUAUGAGUUUAAGAGACAAUAGUUUCUACGAUGAUUAUAGAUAUUUCCGUGAUAUUUCUAUUUAUGAUGAUGGUAGUAAACAAUUGAGUGAAGAUAAGAGAUUAAAUAUUGCAAUCGUUCACGUUGGUGCCGCAUCUGCUGGUUUAAAUGCUGCCACUCGUGCAGUGGCAUUGUACAGUCUUUCUCGUGGCCACAAAUUGUAUGCUGUACAAGAUGGAUUUGCUGGUUUAGUCAAAGGUGAUUUGAAGAACUUGACAUGGAUGGAUGUUGAAGGAUGGCAUAGUCUUGGUGGUUCAGAAAUCGGUACCAAUAGAUCCUUACCAUCACAAAACAUUGGUAAAGUUGCCUACAAUUUACAAAAAUUCAAUAUCCAAGGGUUAUUGAUUGUUGGUGGAUUUGAAGCUUUUACUUCAUUGCAUGAAUUAUCUGAACAAAAAGCCAAUUAUCCAAUAUUUGAAAUUCCAAUGGUGGUUGUUCCAGCAACAGUUUCAAACAAUGUUCCUGGUACUGAGUAUUCUCUUGGUGCUGACACCUGUUUGAAUCAAUUAGUUUCAUACUGUGAUGCAGUUCAACAAUCAGCAUCUUCAACUAGAAGAAGAGUGUUUGUAGUUGAAGUGCAAGGUGGUCACAGUGGGUAUGUUGCCUCCUACUGUGGAUUGAUAACUGGUGCUUUAGCCACUUAUACACCUGAAUCAAACAUAAACUUGAGAGAAUUACAAGGAGAUAUCGAUUUAUUGCAGAAAGUGUUUGCCACUGACCGUGGUGAAGAUCAUAAUGGUACUCUUAUUGUUAGAAAUGAACAAGCCAGUGCUGUUUAUUCGACUCAAUUGAUUGCUGAUAUUCUUAAAGAAAAUGCCAAUAAAAGAUUUGAAACCAGAACAGCAAUUCCAGGUCAUGUUCAACAAGGUUUCACACCAAGUGCCAAUGAUCGUGUUAUGGCAGUUAAAUUCUCAUUAAAAGCCAUGGAAUUUAUUGAAACAAGAAAUGGGUGUUAUGGUAAACACGAUCGUAAAUUCUCUGAUGAAGAAAUCAGUGAACAUUCUCAAGUUGUCAUUGGUAUCCAUGGAGAUGUUGUUAAAUUCACAUGUAUCAAACAUUUGUAUGAUAAUGAAGCUAAUGUUGCCUUGAGAAAGGGUAAGACAGUUCAUUGGACCGAUAUGAUUGAUGUGGCUAACAUUUUGAACGGUAAACUGUUGUUGAAAAAACAAGAAAGAUAUUAG